CCUGGGCGCCCGGGCUGCGGCCCCCGCGGCGGAGACCCCGGCCCGGGACCCUCGCCCGCCACACCUGGCUUCCUGAAUAAAUCCUCUCUCUCUCUCGGCCUCCCUGCGUGUCUGUCUCCGUCUCUAGCCAGUUCGCUUUUAAGGAGGGCACACAGCACCGCGCACCUGCGGGGGUUUCCCUCCUACCUCCGGGACCGUGGGCGGCGCGCGCGGGCCAGGUGCGGCGAUGCUGGCGGAAGCGGGGCGCAAGGCGGACUGCGCGUGCUCCUACGGGAUGGAGCUCACCUGGGACGUCAACGAUCCGCAGAUGCCUCAGGAGCUGGCCCACUUUGACCACUUCUGCGAGUGGCCGGACGGCUAUGUGCGCUUCAUCUACCGCAGCGACGAGAAGAAGGCCCAGCGCCAUCUGAGCGGCUGGGCCAUGCGCAACACCAACAACCACAACGGCCACAUCCUCAAGAAGUCGUGCCUGGGCGUUGUGGUGUGUGCCCGGGCCUGCACCCUGCCCGAUGGCUCCCGCCUGCAGCUGCGACCUGCCAUCUGCGACAAGGCGCGCCUGAAGCAGCAGAAGAAAGCAUGCCCCAACUGUCAUUCCACUUUGGAGUUGAUUCCCUGUCGCGGGCACAGUGGGUAUCCUGUAACCAACUUCUGGAGGCUUGAUGGCAAUGCAAUAUUUUUUCAAGCCAAAGGAGUUCACGACCACCCAAGACCAGAGAGCAAAUCAGAGACGGAAGCUAGAAGAAGCGCCAUCAAGAGACAAAUGGCCUCUUUUUACCAACCCCAGAAAAAGAGAAUUCGAGAACCAGAGGCCGGAGAGAAUCAAGACAACGGUGGACAUUUCAGCAACAUACCUCCCUUGGAAAAUCCAGAAGAGUUUGAUAUCAUUACUGACACUGGCUUCCCUAUUUCAGGGCAGCCUUGCUUUUCCUUCCCAAACUCCGAUGCUUACAAAGCUACCUGUGACCUAGCCACCUUUCAGGGAGACAUAAUGCCACCCUUUCAGAAAUAUCCAAACCCAAGAAUUUUUUUGCCUAGGCCACCUUGCAGCUAUGAAUUGGCAGCUCCUCGUUACACAAAUUCAAGCCCACAUCCCACCCUUUAUAAGAAUUCUAGCAAUGUCCCUAAUGACACAGACUGGGUUCAUCUGAAUGCACUACAAUACAACGUCAAUUCAUACGGCAGCUUUGAGAGAAGCUUUGAUUUCACCAGUAAACAACAUGGCUGGAAACCAGCUCUUGGAAAACCUGGAACUGGGGAGAGGACUGACCAUGGACAGUUCCAGGCCGUGGCCAAUCACCCUUAUUAUAACACAGAGCUCCCCUGCAGGUACCUCGCAGCUGCCCCAGCAGGUGCUCCAGCCCUGCAGACAGUGAUCACCACCACCACCAAGGUGUCCUACCAGGCCUACCAGCCCCCGGCUCUGAAAUACUGUGACAAUGUACAGGAAGUGAAGAGCCUUUCAGGGUGUAACUAUGCUUCUGAAAACAUCCCCAUGUCCAUCUACCCGGAAGUCUUGGACUUCCCAACCACAGUAGCCAGGGCAGCCUCUCCAGCAGGGUCAUUGCCUUUGAAAAUUCCAGGUGAUUGCAGAGCCAUCAGACCCACUUUGGCCUUUCCUCAAGAGUCUGCUCCCCCUAGGACAGAUGGAGCAGAGACUUGGGAUGUGUGUCCAUCUAGGUUGGGGUCUGCAAUCAAUUAUUCAGAUGGGGUCAGUCCAUUCUUUAGCUACGAUAGUGAGGACUAUUGAACAGCAAUCCUGGCCACAGCAUAAUAUCGGUGUCCAUGUGUGCAGUGAAAUGUGGAAUAGGAGCUAUCUCUUGUUUGAGCUGGGAGAUUGAUCUAGCAGACAUAAAUAAUAAUAAUGCUGAUCAGUUGAGAAAAUCAUGGGUUGGAAAUAUUUAGAUAGUAUAGGGAAAGUUGUGCACAGCACUAUAAAACCUAUCACACUACAGGGGUGCCUGGGUGGCUCAAUCAUGUAAGCCUCCAGCUUGAUUUUGGUUCAGGUCGUGAUCUCAGGGUCAUGAGAUCAAGCCCUGGGUCAGGCUCCACUCUCGGGGCAGAGUCUGCUUGAGAUUCUCUCUCUCCCUCUUCCUCUGCCUCUCCUGCACCCCAGGCUCAUUCACUGGCUUUUAAAUAAAUAAAUAAAUAAAUAAAUAUCUUCAGAAUAAAAAAGAAACCUACCAGACUACAUAGAUUUAGGUCUGAAAUGUGACUCCCCCAAAUGAACAAAUAAGCAGUUUGGAUACCAUGAUGAUUAAUAAUCUAAAUUCACUGGAGUAGAAGCCAUGAAUCCUGGUUCUCAUUCUAAGCCCUUUCCCAUUUGACCAUAGGUAAUUUCAUAAAUCCUUAUCUGGCACUUAGGGGUUGUCAAAAUAGCUUCCAGAAGAAAUCUUGACAAUCUUAUCUCCUGAGUUGUUUCUUAAAAUGUUUAUUUAGCAUUUACACUCUAUUAAAAGAGCUUCAGGAAAUAUAUUUAAUCAUUUUAUCUCCAAGUAUAUAUCUACAACUUUUUAAAAAUCUACAAUAUUGCAAUGAUAACAUGCAAUUGUUUUAAGAGAAUUUUGUUUGCCAGUAUCAGCUGAAUAGCUUUUCUUAACAUCGAUGAAUGUUUUCAUAACAGAAAGAGCCUAACUAUGAUGUGUAUUUAAUGGAUUAUUAUUGUGCUAAAAUUUGUUUUUUUUCUGAUUAAGUUUUGGAAUUAGAAUUGAGAUGUUUUAUUCAAAUGCAGCUUUACUGUUCUUUUGUUACUCCUUAUAAAUGUCAUUGAUAAUAUUUGAUUGAAUGUAAUAAAGAAGUUUUAAGGUAAUGUUGAUGCUGGUGUUAUUUCAAAAUGAAAAUAGGAAAAAAAUAUUGUUCAUAUUAUCACCUGGGAAAUAGUUUCUAUAAUAUACAGAAACAUAUCGGUUCAUUUAACAGUUUUAUAGUUUAUUUCUUUUUAUCCUUUCGUAUCUUUUGACCCCCUUCACCCAUUUUGCUCACUCCCCCCCUCCACCUCUGGCAACCACCAAUCUGUUCUCUGUAUCUAUGAACUCUAUUUUUUGUUAUUUUAGAUUCCACAUGUAAGUGAAAUCAUAUGGUAUUUGUCUUUCCCUGUCUGACUUCUCACUUUGUAUAAUGCCCCCAAGAUCUAUCCAUGUUGUCACAAUAGAAGACUUCAUUCCUUUUCAUGGUUGAGUAAUAUUCCAUUAUACCUAUAUGCCAUAUUUUCUUUAUUCACUCAUCCAUAGGUAGAAAACUAUUAGGUUGUUUCUGUGUCUUUGCUAUUGUCAAUGAUGCUACUAUUUACGUGAGGGUGCAUAUAGCUUUUCAAUUUGGUAUUUUCAUUUUCUUAGUAUAGAUACCUAGCAGAGGAAUUGCUG
Molecule: messenger RNA, 3359 nt
Organism: Canis lupus familiaris (dog)
Lineage: Eukaryota; Metazoa; Chordata; Mammalia; Carnivora; Canidae
Gene: GCM2
Product: glial cells missing transcription factor 2
Exons: 5
Coding region: 227-1747 (506 amino acids)
Biological process (GO): gliogenesis; regulation of transcription by RNA polymerase II
Cellular component (GO): nucleus
Molecular function (GO): DNA-binding transcription activator activity, RNA polymerase II-specific; RNA polymerase II cis-regulatory region sequence-specific DNA binding
Source: RefSeq, a predicted model, not a curated record